AUGGUAUUGCUGCGGAUUCACACGUUCAUCAGCUUUGUUUUGUGCAAGAAAGCUGGAAAUCAUUACCUUCCCCAGCUCCUUAACAUGGUUCUGGUGAAUGCUUCUGAUGUUACUAUCCUGGAGGUUAUUCUGGUUUUCCAUGAUCAACGUGUCCGCAACCUGAUGAACAUGAAGACUUUUGUUGACACAGAUGCUGAUGUGAGGCUUGCUCGUAGAAUUAGACGUGACACAGUUGAGAGGGGUAGGGAUGUAAACUCUGUACUCGAACAGUAUGCCAAGUUUGUGAAACCUGCCUUUGACGAUUUUGUUCAUCCAUCAAAGAAGUAUGCGGAUGUAAUCAUUCCCCGGGGAGGUGAUAAUCAUGUUGCCAUUGAUCUGAUUGUACAACAUAUCCACACAAAGCUUGGUCAGCAUGAUCUCUGUAAAAUAUAUCCCAAUGUCUAUGUGAUUCAAUCAACAUUCCAGAUUAGAGGUAUGCAUACACUGAUACGAGACAAGGAGAUAUCAAAGCAUGAUUUCGUGUUUUACUCAGAUCGACUUAUCCGUUUGGUUGUUGAGCAUGGCCUUGGCCAUCUGCCAUUCACUGAAAAGCAAAUAGUUACUCCAACAGCGUCACUGUAUACGGGGGUUGAUUUUUGCAAGAAGUUGUGUGGGGUUUCCAUUGUUCGAAGUGGUGAGAGCAUGGAAAAUGCAUUGCGUGCAUGCUGCAAAGGAAUUAAAAUUGGAAAAAUUCUGAUUCACCGUGACGGAGAUAAUGGUAAACAGCUAAUAUAUGAGAAGCUUCCCAAGGAUAUUUCAGAACGGCAUGUCCUGCUUCUUGACCCUGUACUUGCCACAGGGAACUCUGCAAACCAAGCUAUCGAACUACUCAUUCAGAAAGGAGUACCAGAAUCCCACAUUAUAUUCCUCAACCUCAUCUCUGCUCCAGAGGGAAUCCAUUGUGUUUCUAAAAGGUUUCCAUCAUUGAAAAUUGUCACUUCCGAAAUUGAUGUUUCUUUAAAUGAAGAAUUCCGUGUCAUCCCUGGUUUGGGGGAGUUUGGUGAUCGUUACUUUGGCACUGAUGAUUGAUCAUGAUGGUUGAAAUGUAGAGGAGAUUUUUACCCACUUUCAAAUGGGGCGGUUUUUACAGAAAAAUUAUAAUCAAUAUUUUGAAAUAUGAAGGGAAUUUCAACGUUUGCAUAAUA
This is a messenger RNA of Pistacia vera, 1184 nucleotides long. RefSeq names its product uridine kinase-like protein 1, chloroplastic. The transcript is spliced from 11 exons. The record is from RefSeq and is a predicted model, not a curated record. Gene Ontology annotation, cellular component: chloroplast; cytoplasm. Gene Ontology annotation, molecular function: ATP binding; excinuclease ABC activity; kinase activity. The coding region runs from base 1 to 1068 and encodes 355 amino acids. Lineage: Eukaryota; Viridiplantae; Streptophyta; Magnoliopsida; Sapindales; Anacardiaceae.